Alternaria atra is the source of this 465-nucleotide messenger RNA. RefSeq lists its product as uncharacterized. The record is from RefSeq and is a predicted model, not a curated record. The transcript is spliced from 3 exons. Bases 1 to 465 code for a protein of 154 amino acids. NCBI's taxonomy places the organism in Eukaryota, Fungi, Ascomycota, Dothideomycetes, Pleosporales, Pleosporaceae.
AUGGGCCUCAAGCGCAAGCAUUCGUCCGACGACUCGCCGCUCUCCAUUUCCAGCUUCGGUGCUGUCUCUACACCAGAUGCACAAUCGCCAAUGUCAUUUCCCAAAGGCUACGAUAAGAUGAUGGACACAGAUGCGCACGUGAGCUCAAGAUCCAAUGCUUGGGACUUUAUGAGCGUGAAUCGGGUCAAGAGCAGCGACUGGGGUAACCGCACGCGCAAGCGGGUCCGCGACAACAGACCCGAUGAGCGAGCGAUACACGAAAAUACGCUGAAUAUGCUCUUUGCCGCGCAACGGAACCACCCUGACGCCUCACCUAUUCCAUCUGACGCUCUUCCAAUGCACCAACAACCCAAUCCAGUCUCAUCGAAGCCGCAAAAGUCUACGCUACACUCUUUCUGGAAACAGCUUCCUGCGCCGCCUGUUCAACCCAUCUUCUCAAUGCCUGUGCAGCAGGAGCAGAAGUGA